AUGGGACUCGAGAUGAACCUGGGCUACAGCCACAAUGCUACUUAUGGACAUGACACAGUAGCUCUCGGAGUUAGUAAAGCCACUGGAUCUCCUAACCUAGACUCUCAAGUGGUUGCUACUUUCGAUAACGAUGACUAUUACGUCGGCUUGUUUGGCAUGGGCCAUCGAGGAACAGAUUUUAGUGAACACCAGCACACCAAGUGCGACCUUUCUGACAACGUUAAAGGCGCGAAACAUGAUUCCAAGUCUGUCAUGGGGUUACACGGCCGGUGCAAUCUACCCCGCAAACUUCAAUUCCCACUAUGUUGCCCUUACCAUCAUUUUCCUACUAAUCUUGGGCCUCCAGAAUCGAAAGGAGUGGUCGGAUCUCUGACACUUGGAAGCUACGACUCAUCACGACUUGUUCGUAAUAAUGUCUCCUUUUCUUUAGCCCCCAACGUCUCACAGGACCUUGUUGUUGGCCUGCAAUCAAUGACCGCCAAAUAUGCGAACGGCUCCGCAGUAUCGCUUCAGUCAGAGCCAAUCUGGACCUUCAUUGAUUCAACCAUCCCUUACAUUUAUUGGCCGCUCGAUGCGUGUAGAUUAUCUGAAAAAACGUUCGGUCUGAUCUGGAAUACGACACAUCAGAAGUACUAUAUGAAAGUCUUGUAG
Molecule: messenger RNA, 651 nt
Organism: Letharia columbiana
Lineage: Eukaryota; Fungi; Ascomycota; Lecanoromycetes; Lecanorales; Parmeliaceae
Exons: 2
Coding region: 1-651 (216 amino acids)
Source: RefSeq, a predicted model, not a curated record